Molecule: messenger RNA, 1332 nt
Organism: Spirometra erinaceieuropaei
Lineage: Eukaryota; Metazoa; Platyhelminthes; Cestoda; Diphyllobothriidea; Diphyllobothriidae
Source: the annotation of a GenBank genome assembly
AUGCGUAUUCGCCUACAGCCCCGCAGGAGACCACAAGGUAAGCGAUCCCCAGGUAAGCUGAAUGUUGCCUUGUUGUCCUUGCCCGCUCACCAUCUUCAUUUCAGCAAUGAACUAGCUCAACGGCUAGACAACCUUCCAAUCGCUGCCGCCGCCGACGACGACGCCGCCACCACUGCCGAAAGCGUCUCCGUGGAGAACCGCUGGUGUCAACUGCGAGACACGGUCCAGUCGACGGCGCUCGCCGUCCUCGGUUGCGCUCCCCGCCAACACCAGGACUGGUUCGACAACAACGACGCCGCCAUCAGAAAUCUGCUCACCGAGAAGAACCGCCGACACAAAGCCUACGUAGAUCACCCCACUGAGAACAACAAAGCUGCCUUCUACCGCAGUCGCCGACAGCUUCAGCAACGACUGCGCGAGAUGCAGGACGCCUGGACUGCUCGCAAAGCUGAGGAGAUCCAAGGGUACGCGGACCGCAACGAAUGGAAGAACUUCUUCUCUGCGAUCAAAGCUGUCUACGGUCCGCCGACGAAGGGCACUGCCCCUCUCCUCAGUGCCGACGGCCGUACCCUCCUGACUGAGAAGACACCAGUUCUACAGCGAUGGGCCGAGCAUUUCCGAGGCGUCCUCAACCGCCCCUCCGUCAUCUCCGACGCCGCCAUCGAGCGUUUGCGGCAAGUGGAGACCAACAUGGGCCUCAACCUCGCGCCAUCUCUCCAGGAGACCAUCAGGGCCGUGCAGCAGCUGUCCAGCGGGAAAGCACCCGGAUCGGACGCGAUCCCUGCUGAGGUCUACAAGCACGGAGGUCCCCAACUAAUGGAUCACCUGACUGCGCUCUUCCAAGAAAUGUGGCGUCAAGGGGAAGUCCCGCAAGAUUUCAAAGACACAACAAUCGUGCACAUAUACAAGCGAAAAGGGAAUCGCCAAGUCUGCGACAAUCACCGCGGCAUUUCCCUGCUGAACAUCGCCGGGAAGAUCUUCGCUCGCAUCCUGCUCAACCGCCUCAACAGCCAUCUGGAACAGGGCCUUCUGCUGGAAAGCCCAUGCGGCUUCCGUCGUCAUCGUGGGACCACGGAUAUGAUCUUCGCCGCCCGUCAACUUCAGGAGAAGUGUCAGGAGAUGCGGCCCCACCUGUACUCUACCUUCGUGGACCUGACGAAAGCCUUCGACACGGUGAAUCGUGAAGGACUGUGGAAGAUCAUGCAGAAAUUCGGCUGUCCGGAGCGAUUCACUCAGAUGGUGCGUCAGCUGCACGACGGUAUGAUGGCGCGAGUCACGGACAACGGAGCUGUCUCAGAGGCAUUCGCCGUGACCAACGGAGUGAAGCAGUAA